Prorocentrum cordatum is the source of this 366-nucleotide messenger RNA. NCBI's taxonomy places the organism in Eukaryota, Dinophyceae, Prorocentrales, Prorocentraceae. The record is from the annotation of a GenBank genome assembly.
CCUGCGAGGGCCACCGGUCCCCGGGCCCUCGGGGCGCCGCGGGCACCGCCGCGCAUCGCAGCCCUCCUGACAACUCGCGAGGCCGGCAUGGGGAGCAGCAUGCCCUCGCGCAGAAACCGCGCAUGCGCACGCGCGCGCCCGCCUCGCGGGGGCUGCGAUGCGCGGCGGUGCCCGCGGCGCCCCGAGGGCCCGGGGACCGGUGGCCCUCGCAGGAGGGACUGCGCGGGAGCGCCGAGGGAGGCGACGACACGGCAGGCUCACGCGGCGUGGGCGCGCCGGCGGCACUGGCGAAGGCAUUCGAGGUCAAAUUCUGCGACGUGGAAGCACCAAGGGACACGGCGACGCACGCAUCGUCACGCGCUUCCA